GUAAGAAUCUCACUGGAGGAAAGCUGGUGAUUGAUGUCAACUAUUUAUUCUUCCAUGUCCACCACGAGGCCAUCGACCUUUGUAAAGAGACAUCUUGCCCAGCUUCCGGUGAUUUCGUGAUUUCCCACUCACAAGAGUUGCCUGGAUUUACUCCACCUGGAUCAUAUACUCUUACAAUGAAGAUGGUGGAUGACAGGAAUAAGCAACUGUCCUGCAUAAGUUUUGGCUUCAGCAUUGGGUUUAUAGCCGAGUCCCAGGCGUUAGCAGCGGAUAGCUAGGUGGUCCAAGGACCUAGUAACAAAUAAUGUGUUUUCAAUAUUGUAAUUAAGUGACUUAAAGGAGUCUCUCCAAACUUUUUCUGUUUCUGCUUUAAUGUAUAAAUACUUGUAUUAUCUGGUUUAUGGCUUUUUCUUGUACAUCUUUAUACAGUAAUACUGCUUAUUUAAGCCAGAAGGGGUUAUUUGCGUUGAA
Nicotiana tabacum (common tobacco) is the source of this 471-nucleotide messenger RNA. The record is from RefSeq and is a predicted model, not a curated record. NCBI's taxonomy places the organism in Eukaryota, Viridiplantae, Streptophyta, Magnoliopsida, Solanales, Solanaceae.